AUGUUACCGGCUGGAGACACAGACGGUACGAGCACCGUGCUGGCAGGCGGUCCGUCUCCGACCUCUGCUGCUGCUGGGGGGCAGGCGGUGGAUGGCGGUAACAGCGCCGCGGCACGUGAGAUCAACUUUAUGCCUAUCAUGUGCGCCCGCUAUCUCCGCCCAGUGGGACUCACCCCUGCUGCACGAUGGGGCCACACGCUGACCCCCAUCACGCCGGACACGAUGCUGCUCUUUGGCGGUAUCGGUGGCAACGACGCGGACACGGGGUCGCUCAUCUCCUUCAACCCGACCACCAUCGCGUGGGAACCUCUCUACGCCAUGACCGACACCCCCGCUGCCCGCCACAGCCACGCCGCCUGUGCGUACGACAGCCGAUACCUCGUCAUCAGCGGCGGCGUGGCCCAAAACGGCGGUCGCGUGCUGGACGAUAUGCAUCUCUACGACACCUACACCCACCACUGGCGGUGUGUGUGGAGUGGGGAGCGGGACGGGUCGCCACAGAACCGUAGUGAACCAGGGCCGCGAUUUGGCCACAGCAUCGUCCUUCACGAGGAUCGCCUGUUUCUGUACGGAGGCAAGACGGUGGCCACUGACGAGGCCGGCAGAGCUGGAGGGCGGCGUCGCGGAUCGACGACGAACUCGCCAUCAAAGGCGGCAGGGAGUAGCGCCACCUCCGUCGCCACUGCUGCUGCGGCCGUACUUGCCAGCGGGAGUGACGUGCAUGUCUUCUCGCUCAACAGCUUCCGCUGGCGUCGUCGCUUGCACUGCGGCAAGGCGAGACGCGUUUCAUCUGUUUCGGCUGAUGCGGCUGGUGUUGUCGCAAGCACCGCAGACCCCAACGUCUCUGGCGAAGAGCAGGGGGGCCGGGCUGGGCUACCGCCUCGGCCAGAUGCCCGUGCCCACCACGCGGCGUGUGUGCGUGGCACCACGAUGUUCAUUAACGGCGGCGCGGGCGCCGCUGGAGUGCUGACGGACACGUGGGCCGUGGAGUUGACCACUGGCGUCUGGCGCUGCAUUCACCGCGGCGGCACCGCAGACGCCGUCCCGCGCGAGAAGCACGCGCUGUUUGCGUGUGGCGAGGCGCUGCUGCUCGUUGGCGGCUGCAGCAGCGGCGGUGACCUCAACGAGCGUAUUACCGGCAAAUUUACGAACUUCGCUGUGGUACUGCCUCUCGUGGGCAUUGCGGUGGAGACGCCGUGUUGGAUUCCAGUGGCGAUGGGCAACGUCUCCAUCGUGUCGCCCAACAAGAAAGGCUUUGCGGCGGCGCUGAGCGGGGGGUUUGUGUAUGUCUUCGGGGGCGUGUGCGGAGCGGAGCCAGCGACGAACACCACGAUUCGCUUUCUCGCCGCGGACGGCUGCAUCUCGGAGAACGACCAGCUUGUGCCGCAGGUGGGUGGUGGUGGUGGGGCUACUAGCGCUGCCGCGGCGGCUGGUGCGCAGCAACUGCGGCUGAUGCUGCAGCAGCUCCGUGAGCAGCAGCGCGGCACGCCGUACGACACGUACGCGUACGCCGGCACAUACGGUAGCGUCACAGACAUAGCGAGCGUGAUGGCGCAGUUGCCUGCACCGGGGGCAGGGGUGCUGUCCGAAGAUGGACGGAGUAUUUCCCACCCGAUGAAUAAUCAUAGCAUCAGCAACCACAACAACUCUGUGGAGGCUCACGCAAGCGGGGCUGACCUUGCAGUUGUCGGGUUGCACCGCGCCAUCGUGCAGCAGCGCGCCCCGCUCUUCAUGCGCGAACUCGAGCAGUGUCGCAGCGAUCUUUACCGCGGUGCGAGCGGCGCCGGUGCAGGCUCGGUGAACAACACGCCUGAAAAGCCAAAGAGAUCGGCGCAAGCCGCCAGCAUCCCCAACAACCCGAGCAAUGACGCUUCUGGCGACGAGGUGGACGCGCUGCUUCGCGAGUUUGGCGGUGGUGGUGGUGCUUCUGCUGCUCCGCCAAAUAUUAACGUCACACCAUCGAAAGGCGAGGGCAAGGAUAGUCGCAGCCGUGAUGGCGGUGCCGCUGCGACGGAAGGCCUCCCCGUGUACUUCACAAACGGCACCGCGCGUGUGUCCGGCCUCACGCAACCCCUCACCGCGGAGGCCCUUCAGUGUCUCACGGAUUACAUCUACUGGGGCGGACUGAGGGGAAAGUAUCGCGUGCUGCUCGAGGAGGAGAAGGACGAGGCGGAGGGCGGUGGUGGUGGCAGCAACAGUACCGCAGCGGCAGGAGGUGGCGGUGCGGGAAACUUCUCCUCGGAGUACCGCAAUCAGCUCGUGCAGACACUGCAAACUGUCAAGGCUGCUGCCGUGACGUACACGUUGGACCCGCUGCAGGAGUUGUGUGCGAGUCUGUUGUCUGGCAACCGAGAGGCGAUGCAUGUAGCGCGACAACGCUGCGGUGAGCAGCUACGCGCCGACCUCGCGGCUCUCCUCAACUCGCCCGCCAACGCCAACACCACGAUGUUGGUGGUUGACCCGCACACAAAAGCCCAGGCAGCGCAUGUGCUGCAUUCCAGCGUGCUCAUGGCCGCGAGCGGGCUCUUCGCGGAGCUCCUUCGUCCGCUGUACCGCGCCAGUGGCGGCUGUGGCAACAGCAAGGCCUCGAAUCAGGUGGGCCCGCUGGCGGCGAAACUCAGCGCGACGGCGGCGCAGUCGCCCACGACGCUUCUCACCAGCACGUCGAAACGAACGGUGCUGAUCGGGCCGGUGCCACUCCCUCUCCCUGCCGUGCGGCCUAUCCUUCGCUACCUGUACACGCAAGAGCUGCAGGUGUCUGGCGAGCUCGCCUUCGAGGUGAUGCUCGGUGCGCAUCAGCUGCGCCUGACGGAGCUGCAGUCGCUCUGCGAGGCUGUCGUGGCACGGGAGGAGGUGAACUACCAGACCUGCUGCACCUUCUACUACCUCUCUCGCAAGUAUCAGGCGUCUUUGCUAGAAGAGAUUGCCCUUCUCACAGCUGUUUCUGGUUUUGCAUCGGUGCGAUACACGGCUGCCUACCAAUCCUUGUCCGACGAAGAAAAGCAGAACAUUGAUGCUGUGGCCGCCGAAUUGGGUUCAUCGAGCUGGGUGCCACCGACGCAACUCACUCAGGAAAUCAAAUCGAAGGCUGUGUACGCCGCGCGCUGGAACUCUUCGGCCCCUAUGUAG
This is a messenger RNA of Leptomonas pyrrhocoris, 3129 nucleotides long. RefSeq lists its product as hypothetical. NCBI's taxonomy places the organism in Eukaryota, Euglenozoa, Kinetoplastea, Trypanosomatida, Trypanosomatidae. Gene Ontology annotation, molecular function: protein binding. The record is from RefSeq and is a predicted model, not a curated record. The transcript has a single exon. Bases 1 to 3129 code for a protein of 1042 amino acids.